CAUCUAUAUCGUGACUGCGUAUAGGUUGGUUUAUAUAUCUAUCUAUCUGCCUCUGUUUUCGCAUUCAUCAUCACUUCAACGCAGCAGAGAAGAGAAUCAUCCAUCAUAGGGCCAAUUCGGCUCUGUAAUGUCAUUAGCUUCACUUGUACUUUUUGGCGGCCAAAUACUUCAAAUUCAAGAGAUCCAGUGGGAGAAGGAACGAUAAUACAUACGAGGAAUCAAAGAAGUGUGAAUAUGGCUGCGAAUGUUGUGAAAGAAGCUGAAGUGACGGAGAUGGAAGCUGUUUUGACCGCAAAAUGCAGCUGUUGCGGAUUGGUGGAAGAGUGCACACACGCGUACAUUGCGCGCGUGAGGGAGAGAUUUGGUGGUCGAUGGAUAUGCGGUUUGUGUGCUGAGGCAGUGAAGGAAGAAAGGGCGAGGUCGGAGAGUGAUGAGAAGAUGAUCACAAUUGAUGAAGCUUUAAUGCGGCACACCAAAUUUCGCCAGCAGUUCAGAUCUUCUGCAUCUGAUCAUAACAAAGAUUUCAUAGUUGCUGUGAAACAGAUUCUUUUUAGGACUUUGGAUUCUCCUAGGAGCAAGCCGAGUAAGGAACAUUCUGCGUGCAGACCUCUUGGUAGAUCUCAUAGUUGCUUCUCAAAAAUGGAAACAACUCCGCCGAGGACGACAGAGACACAUACAGAGUGAUUAAGAAUGAAGUGAACAUUGGUUUAUUGCAAGGCAAGCAUUGUUGGUUGGUGGUGUCAAGGUUUAUUUAGAAUUAGUUCUUAUUUAUGUGUUUAGUCUUGGUUGUUAUGUUUUGAAGAUUAUGGAUGAUUUAUGUUUUGUUUUUUGGCAUUGGUGAUUGAAUGGAUGAUGGUUGGAGAAAAUUUUCCAUCCCGGACUUCAAUCACUUGGCUGCGAUCUCAUUUUGAUUACUAGCAAUUGAAUUUUAAUUUUUAUAUGGUUGGACCAAAUUCAGGUUAUGAAAUUUAUUUGAAGCUUUUGUUUGGACAUAA
This is a messenger RNA of Medicago truncatula (barrel medic), 995 nucleotides long. RefSeq lists its product as uncharacterized. The record is from RefSeq and is a predicted model, not a curated record. NCBI's taxonomy places the organism in Eukaryota, Viridiplantae, Streptophyta, Magnoliopsida, Fabales, Fabaceae. The transcript has 2 exons. Bases 235 to 684 code for a protein of 149 amino acids.